AUGGAGCUACUCAAUCUGGAAGGACACCUGCGAAUCGGUCUCACACCGAGCGACCAGAUCGCCCUCUCGCUACACUUCGAGGAUCAGGCUGCAGCCGACCGAUCCUGGCUCGUUGCUCAAGCAGACCAAGGAAACGCACCGGUCUCGUAUCUCCUUGCUCGGGUGUUGCAAUCUGAGAACGACACAGAAGCAGACGAUGACGAUGAGCUUGAAGAGAAUGCCAAGCAUCAGCAAAUCUUCCACCAUCUGAAGCGGGCAGCCAAGGCAAGCCAUUCCAUGGCCCAGUUCCAUCUUGCAGAAUGCUAUCUCAACGGUCGCGGCGUCAAACAAGACUUCACCAAGGCCGUGGAACUGUAUCGCAGACUUGCAGAUCACGGAAUAUCUCAGGCUCAAAUUGCCCUCGGUGGAUGCUAUGAGAAUGGUGAAGGUGUCGAUCAAGAGUAUAACACAGCCAUCGAGUGGUACUCAAAGGCUGCCGACCAAGGCAAUCGUGACUGGCUCUGCAAGCACUUCAUGGCUCUGUGUCUGCACCAUGGUUUCGGCACUACCCAGGACCGGAUGAAGGCAGCUUGUGUCUUUGAGCAGCUCGCCAACGACGGCCACAGCGACAGCCAGUUGCGGAUCGGAAAAUACCUCCACUGGGGCCUGGGAGUAUUGGAGGACCGAAUUACGGCAUUCGAGUGGUACAGCAAAUCGGCCGACCAAGGCAAUUCGUACGGGCAGUGGAUGACUGGUGUAUGCUACUACUGGGGAUACGGAGUAACCAAGGACUUUGCCAAAGCAUUCGAGUGGUAUCGCAGAUCGGCCGAGCAGGGAAAUCGAUACGGACAAGAUUCUAUCGGUAGAUGCUACAAACAUGGCGAAGGGGUACCUGAAGACAUCGACACUGCCGUCCUCUGGUACCACAAGUCCGCCGACCAGGGACACAAAAACGCCAUCGAGAGACUCAAGGAGCUCGGCGAGUGGCAUUGA
This is a messenger RNA of Polychytrium aggregatum, 972 nucleotides long. RefSeq lists its product as uncharacterized. Gene Ontology annotation, molecular function: protein binding. Bases 1 to 972 code for a protein of 323 amino acids. The record is from RefSeq and is a predicted model, not a curated record. Lineage: Eukaryota; Fungi; Chytridiomycota; Chytridiomycetes; Polychytriales. The transcript has 2 exons.